GAAAGCGAUCGUCCAGAUCUGAGUAACUUCAUGGAGAGUGGAGAGUGGGUGAUGAAGGACUACCGUGGCUGGAAGCACUGGGUUUACUAUGCUUGCUGCCCUGACACCCCCUACCUGGAUAUCACCUACCACUUCCUCAUGCAGCGCCUGCCUCUCUACUUCAUCGUGAAUGUCAUCAUUCCCUGCUUGCUCUUCUCCUUUUUAACUGGAUUAGUGUUUUACCUACCCACAGAUUCAGGUGAGAAAAUGACUCUCAGCAUCUCUGUCCUGCUGUCUUUGACCGUGUUCCUUCUGGUCAUUGUGGAGCUGAUUCCCUCCACCUCCAGUGCAGUGCCUCUGAUAGGCAAAUACAUGUUGUUUACAAUGGUGUUUGUCAUCGCUUCAAUCAUCAUCACAGUCAUCGUCAUCAACACCCACCACCGCUCCCCAAGCACUCACACCAUGCCACACUGGGUCAGAAAGAUCUUUAUUGACACAAUCCCAAAUGUCAUGUUUUUCUCUACAAUGAAACGACCAUCCAGGGAUAAACAAGACAAAAAUAUUUUUGCAGAAGAUAUUGAUAUUUCUGAAAUUUCUGGGAAGCCAGACUCUGUGCCCGUCAACUUCUACUCCCCACUUACCAGAAAUCCAGAUGUGAAAAAUGCUAUAGAGGGAAUCAAAUACAUUGCGGAAACUAUGAAAUCGGACCAAGAAGCCAGUAACGCUGCAGAAGAAUGGAAGUUUGUUGCGAUGGUGGUUGAUCAUCUUCUCCUUGGCAUAUUUAUGCUAGUUUGUAUUAUAGGAACAUUAGCUGUAUUUGCUGGUCGCCUUAUUGAAUUAAAUCAGCAAGGAUGAACAUCAACUGGAAACU
Molecule: messenger RNA, 850 nt
Organism: Leptosomus discolor (cuckoo roller)
Lineage: Eukaryota; Metazoa; Chordata; Aves; Leptosomiformes; Leptosomidae
Source: RefSeq, a predicted model, not a curated record